AUGGUGCGACCCUUCCCAAAUGAGAUCUGGUUGGAUAUCUUCAAAGGCCUGGCCAAGGAGGGCGAGUACGACACGCUGGAACGGUGCCGAGUGGCGUGCAGGGGAUUUCAUCCGAUAGCGAAGGAGUGCCUAAGAGGCUACCUUAGAUUCAAGAGUAUAGAGGAGGUGGAGCACAUCAAGGUGGACGCUUCAGGCGGUGAGAUGCGACGCUGGGGUGGGCCACUACGAGUGUACAUCGAUGGCGGGAACGAUGAAGAUGGGCACCGACCUAUUCCACACCUGGCGACGUUCGCAUCGAGACUCGCCGGGAGAUGGACCUGCAUCAUGGACCUGGUCAUCACUGGCGCGGUGUGCCGGGCACGGGAUCUCGAUCUGGACGCCGUCUUCCGCGAUCUGGCCGCCUUUUCGAUCACCAACCUCUACCUCUACGACGUCAUCUUUCCGUCGAUUUUGACACUUGGCCGUCUCGUCUGUGCCCUCCCAAGCCUCAAAGUGCUCUGUCUCUGGAAUGUGCAAUUCGCCCAGCAUCCCCGUGAUGCAUCCAACAUCUCCCAUUUCCGUCUUCUGCCACGCACGCAGCUAGACACACUCGUCCUGGGCCAUAGGUCCGAUGACUCAGAACUGAGACCCUCCUUCGUUGAAUUGGUCGACCUCAUUGCUGCCAUCGGUAACCGGAGGUGCCCAGUUGCUCCUUUCAAUCUUGUGCAGGCGUCCCCAUGGAGCGCCGUUCGAGCACUGCAACUCGGCAAUGUCAUGUUUCCCUCAACCACAACCUUCGCUCGCCUCCUGUGCGCCCUGCGUUCACUCGAAAGCCUCGAAUUACUCGGAUCAUGCUCAUUUGUGAAACAUGGCUUUGACCUCAGAAGCGUGCCCACGGACCUGGGUUUACCAUCACAGUUGGCAGAUGUCGACUUCGGCCGGCAUUCAGAACCUCGUUCUGUAGCUGCCCUUGUUGACUUCUUCAUCUCUACUGGUCUCACUCACAAGCUCCGGCGUAUCACCUGUUUCAUGUCGCCGAUUCUUUGGGUGACAACAAAGUCCGACGCCGUGCUUGACAGACUCAUCAAAUAUUCAGCACAGUCAUUCCACCAUCGUUCACUCCAGCGUGCGUUAUACGACCCAGAUGAAUGGCCCGUGCUUGAGAAUCACACCCCAUACUUCGACGUGUCUAGUGCUACGUGCCUCGAACACCUUGAUCUCACAGUCCAGUUCAUUCACGACAAUAGAUCGCGUCUGUGCAAUUCGGUGGUCGAUAUUCUGUCACAGGUCGCAUCUGCGCAUAUAUCCAGGAUUCGAGUGUGUUUCUGGCUUCAUCACCUGGGCGCAGAACUCGAUGUAGAGCUGGGAAAGGUGUUGGAUGGGCUCCCACAGUUUGAUGCCAUCUUCUCUCGGCCGAUCUUCAACAAUCUCACCGACGUUCACGUACACAUCAGAACACCUGAUUGGUCGUAUGUGCGGGAUGAAGAAUUAGCGCAUGACCUACGAUUGUGCUUGCCAAUGCUUGAUGCACGCGGUAUUCUACGGUGCGUAUGCUUACGUUUCGUUGACAUUGCAUCUACUCACAGCGUAUCGUCAAGGGACACUAAGUACGCUUGUAAUGGGAUUAAGAGAAUUGCGGCACAGGAUGCUGCGGUGAUCAAUGGAGGGACUUGCAUUGACGGCGACAGUCGUGCGAAUGAUGGUGCCACCCGUGCGGUCCCGCACGACGACUCGCAUGUAGUCUCUCCACUGUCGCAGCACGUCCUAGUGCCAUCAGCUGCCUGUGCUGACACGCAGACAGCUUCCUCGUCUUGUUCAGCAGACGGAGGAGUACCUGCUACACCGGCUAGCAACAAUGAACUCGCACCGCAGGAUGCAAUGGCCGGUUCGGGAAGAUUCUUGGGCGGCAUUGCAUCAGACGAUCGUGCUACUUCCUGCGGGCUUGCCGCUCUCCCGGUUGCCUCCCCUCCCGUCUCGCUGACUAUGUCUCGAAUCAGCACAUCUCAUAUUUCCUCCGACGCACAUACCGCGUUCGUGCCUGCUAUCGCCUUGUCUCUGUUUUUCUCGUCUACCGUCAUGUACGUGAGAUCGCCUUCUCCGCGAUGUCUUUGGCUACGUCCGGUAUUCCAGUUAUCACGGUCUGAGUCAAGCCUGUUCUCGCAUAUACGAUGCUCGCAGCGCAUGGGUUUCAUGAGAGCCCUCGACGACACAUCACCAUGA
Molecule: messenger RNA, 2199 nt
Organism: Postia placenta MAD-698-R-SB12
Lineage: Eukaryota; Fungi; Basidiomycota; Agaricomycetes; Polyporales; Adustoporiaceae
Exons: 5
Coding region: 1-2199 (732 amino acids)
Molecular function (GO): hydrolase activity, acting on carbon-nitrogen (but not peptide) bonds, in cyclic amides
Source: RefSeq, a predicted model, not a curated record